AUGAUUCCCCACAUCAUUCGGCUGGUAACAACUUUCCCCAGGCUGAAUUUCCGAACAAUUCGCUCUCCCGGGCCCACAAGCCCAAUCCAGCGCGGCCUGCAAAGUCCGCCCAUCCACUCCAUCCGCCGCCACACAAUAUGUCCGAUUUGUAGUGUCGUUCGCCAGAAAACCGCCACUUCCAGAGAUGUGAAGCAAAUAAACGGGAGUCGAGUUGGAGUAAAAAAGACCCCAGUUGGCUUCGGAGACUGGCGGGUACCUCAGGUCCUCGUUAAACAGCUCGUAUAUGUAAACGCUAGACGUGACCUCUGGAUGCAGAGGGGUCCCGGUUCUGUCGAGCACGUGCUUGAUCAGAUUCGAAUUGUAAGUGUCGGCAUUAUUGAUUGUGGCGUAAGGCUCUUUAGAGUCGCCCCUUGA
Striga asiatica is the source of this 414-nucleotide messenger RNA. Lineage: Eukaryota; Viridiplantae; Streptophyta; Magnoliopsida; Lamiales; Orobanchaceae. The record is from the annotation of a GenBank genome assembly.